This is a messenger RNA of Diprion similis, 2189 nucleotides long. Its product is annotated as carbonic anhydrase 1-like. The transcript has 6 exons. Gene Ontology annotation, molecular function: carbonate dehydratase activity; zinc ion binding. The coding region runs from base 558 to 1466 and encodes 302 amino acids. The record is from RefSeq and is a predicted model, not a curated record. Gene Ontology annotation, cellular component: cytoplasm. Lineage: Eukaryota; Metazoa; Arthropoda; Insecta; Hymenoptera; Diprionidae.
UACGGCACUUUUUAUUCACGACAAUUGUAGACAAUAAUAGCAACUCGAUCCGACGUAUUAAUUAAUGAGCCUCUGAACGCGCGCCUUUCGUACAAGUUUCGAGUACAAUAAAGAUAAAAAUUAUCACUUGAAAAGUUUUGGAGUUCCGAAUGUCGCCAUUGCUGUGCCCACCGUUUAAACGAGAUCGAGGUAGCAAUUUAUAUGCCCCGGGCCAACACUUGCCGACCGAGUCUCACCGACGGACCGACGGUUUUCAAUGUAGAUUGCCAAUGUACCAGGCAAUUGGUCAGUGUACAGUACAUUAUAAACGCUGUCCGAACGGUGUGCGAGUUUAAAUCCAGGGCGAGGAAGUGAUCUUCUGCAAUAUCUAUGUGCCCGGCAACGUUAUUUGUUCGAGUAUCAGUCGCAAACCCGUCGUCCUCCCGGUGGCAUCAAAUUCAUCUCCCAUUACCACAUCUGUGAACAACGAAGUUUGUUUUUCAAAUUCGAAACGAAAUUUUUAUACUUGACUUAUUCUUAUUUCGUUGCGAUUUGAAAAAUCAAUUUUCACCGACAAAAUGAAGUUCCUCAUCUUUGCCGCCGUAUUUCUCCUGGACCGAGACGCGUUCUUGGCUCAUGGUUCUGACGACUGGAGCUACUGGGGUGAAAACGGCCCCGAACACUGGCCCGGACUUUGCAACAGCGGUGAAAAUCAAUCACCGAUCGAUAUAAUCACCGAUGAUGCCGUGAAGACGGAUCUUGGCUCUCUCAAGUUUACGAGAUACGAUUUUGCCUUCAGCGCCGACGUUGUGAACACUGGCCACUCCAUUCAAGUCGCGAUGACGGGGGUGCCGAUUCACCUGAAAGGCGGAAGUCUACCUACGACCUACGUCCUCGAUCAGAUGCACUUCCACUGGGGCUCGGAGCACACUAUAAACGGCGAACAAGAAGCGCUCGAACUGCAUCUCGUCCACUACUCGAAAGAUUACGACAACGUGACCUACGCUUCUGAGUUUGAGAAUGGAUUAGCGGUGGUGGCUGUCUUGUUUGAGGUGAGCAACGAAGACAACGUCUAUCUUGAACAAAUUCUGGAAGCGGUGAAAACCGUGUCCUCGAUAAACUCAACGGCGACGGCAAAAUUGCAGACUAAGCUGAUACCCUCCCUUCUAUUACCGAAAGAUCACAGCUCGUAUUACAGAUAUUACGGUUCCCUAACCACCCCGGAAUGUAAAGAGGCCGCAAUCUGGACCGUCCUGGAUAACAAGAUGCCAAUAUCUGUGUCUCAGAUCGAAGUUUUUCGCAAGGUGGUUAAUUCCAACAACGAAACGCUCGUCUACAACAACAGACCGACUCAAGAUCUGGGAUCCCGAACCGUGUAUCAUCACUUGGAGGGAUAUUCGUCGGCGCCUAAUCUUCAGAUUCCAAAAACGCUGCUCGUUAUCGCCGGAUUUUUCUCUGUCCUGAUGCAGGGCGGAAGAUCCCCUUGAAAUUGCAAGAGCGACGGCAUCGUGUCAAGAUGACCGUGUGCAAAAAUAUAUUUCUCGUUAUUUGGCCUCGCCUUAUGCAGCCGCGGCGUAAUUUGUAUGCUUGGCAUAUAAAAUUUUUUGCAAAUUCACUAGGCUUAAGGACAUUUCCGAAAUGUGAGACUAAUUUGCUUCGCGAUGACAAAAACAAAACGAAAAAAAAAAAAAAUAAGUAGAAAAAAAAGGAAAAGAAAAUGAAGAAUAAUAAUAAUAAAAUUAUAUCGCGCCAAGGACAGAAAUAUUUUUCAGACGAACGGAAUUUGUUUGAGAUAGGAAAUGCUAGCUGCUGUCAAGAAAGGACGAUAACGACGUUGGUAUGCGCGUCGAGUGGAUUCGAUAGGGCGGAAAAGAUCUUAAAUUUACGAUCGUUGGAUCGUUUAACAACGCGGUAAGAAUAACGUAUUCAGGCAUAGAACGUUGACGCAACUAAAACCGAAUUUGUGUGUUAUAAAAUAUGUAAUUCGAACGUCAGGCUGAACGCAAAUAUUGUAUUUAGAUACGUUGUAAGUUUUGUAAUACAUGACGCGUAUCCUGAAAUACAUACAGAAAAUCGCAGGAAAAUUUCUCUUCCAUUAAAUCCUCCAGCUAAGGGGUUGCCCAUUUUUUUCUUUCAACUACGUUAUAAAAACGACAUUCAACAACUUGACGAGGCUCGAAACUACGCAUGGAUAAUAUUUAUCAAAGGAG